Messenger RNA from Radiomyces spectabilis, 1174 nucleotides. RefSeq names its product HotDog domain-containing protein. Bases 338 to 988 code for a protein of 216 amino acids. The transcript is spliced from 4 exons. NCBI's taxonomy places the organism in Eukaryota, Fungi, Mucoromycota, Mucoromycetes, Mucorales, Radiomycetaceae. The record is from RefSeq and is a predicted model, not a curated record.
ACAUGGAUGGCUUCCCGGUGCAAGUAAGUAAUUUGUUACCGCAAAAUUCACUCUGUUUGGUUUGCUGACACCGACUUGGUCAUAGUAUGCGACGUCGGAGAAAGAUAUCUCCCUUUCUCUCUCUCUCGUCAAUCCCCUUCAAUCAAUUCACAAGGCUGCAUGGAAUCCCAAUCUCAAGGCGGCUGGGUGGCUCGUUACAGGUGGCCCUGCUGGGUUGUGUCGCCUUGAAUUCAUUGGUUGCGGCCCCACACUAGACAAUAAAUAAUCGGCUUCUCAUUGGGCCCCCCAGGUUAAUACCAGUUACUCAUCCGUUUCUCUGAUAAUUUGUUUGUCCGAUAUGCAUGAAACUAGUCUGUCGAACCAUUGCAGUGAAGAAACAGUGAGGAAUGAAGAAACCAUCAGCAUGGCUCAGCACGGUCCGCAUGCUGAAAUGGUGGUUAAUUUAGAAGACGACAUUGCGUCGUCUCCUGAGGAAGAAAAGCUGAAAGUAGAAGAGAACAGUUUGUCUAUUGUCACCAAGUUACGGAAUUCACCCGACUGGAGUGAAGUCGUUGCCUAUGGACACUUGUCGGAAUCCGCCCGGCAGCAUUCUUUAACUGCAACGACAUUGCGUGGACAAGGCAGAAUCGGGCGUCGCCCACUCAAGUUUUUCAACACGGACAAAACUGAAUGUAUCAUGAUUGCCCAUCUUGGAGGAAAUAUUUGCGGACAUGACGGCAUAAUCCACGGAGGAUUAUUGGCUACCUUGCUGGAUGAGCAGUUGGCUUAUGUGACUUUACCACACCUCCCCAACUACACCGGGUUUACGGCCAAUCUGAAUGUAGACUAUCGGUUGCCGGUGAUCGCUGACCAAUGGGUCAUGAUCCGCGGUAAACUCGAUCGUGUAGAAAAUCGUAAAGCGUGGGCGAACGCCUGGAUCCACACCAUUGAUGGGGAAAAGUUGUUAACAGAGGGCAAGGCAUUAUACAUUAGCCCGAGAAAUCGAUAAAGAAAAAAUAAGCUGCGUCUCAUAUGAAAUUUUGACCGUGUUCAUGUCCCCUCAUCCUAACCCAAACUCUGGGGGUCUGAGUUUGACGACCCACAGGGUCAGAAACCCGUUUUCAAAACUCCACUAUCAAAUUUUUUUUUUUCUACUUGGUCCGAGAAAAAAAUAAAUUAUAUAGUCGAACCCUAA